Molecule: messenger RNA, 3435 nt
Organism: Pangasianodon hypophthalmus (striped catfish)
Lineage: Eukaryota; Metazoa; Chordata; Actinopteri; Siluriformes; Pangasiidae
Gene: hs3st1
Product: heparan sulfate (glucosamine) 3-O-sulfotransferase 1
Exons: 2
Coding region: 328-1344 (338 amino acids)
Molecular function (GO): [heparan sulfate]-glucosamine 3-sulfotransferase activity
Source: RefSeq, a predicted model, not a curated record
GAAAGUCCGAGUGGAAAGAGCCGACGAUCAAAACUUUGACCCGGGACAAAAGAGCGUGAUUUAUUCUGAUCUGACAACCGGACGAACACGUGUGCGUGUGUGCGUGUGUGUGUGUUUACUGACGGGAUCUAUCAACGUGAAGCGAUGGUAUGUGUGUGUGUGUGUGUGUUGUAAUGGCGUGAGCAUUCCUACAUCUCUCCAGUCUACAGAGAUAUACAAAGCACCUCUUGUAUGCAGAGUGUGUGUAUGCUUCAGUGGAUGAAGGGAUUCACCAAAGACAUCUGUUCAGCAGAAAACUGAAGCCAUCAAAUCUGUGCAGAUCUCCUUAUGGCAGCUGUAUUCUUCACCUUGCUACUCUUCCUCCCCUUUCCUCCAUCCAUUUCACCUCGUCCAUUUGCAGAGACACCAGUGACCAUCAGAGUGGACAAGAAUGUUGUCCGCCAAAAUGGUGGCAGCAUUACAAUCAACCAAUCCCGUACCAAUGACAUUCAAAGCUCAAACACAAUAAGACAAAAAGAAAGAAAACUGGACCAAACCAGCAGUGAAACCAGCCAAAACAAUGGAAACCUUACACGUCAUCUGCCGGACAUCAUUAUCAUUGGAGUAAGGAAGGGUGGUACAAGAGCAUUGCUCGAGAUGUUGAGCCUUCACGACACAAUCGCUACUGCUCAAAGCGAGGUUCACUUCUUCGACUCGGACAUUAAUUACCAGCAGGGAUUCGAGUGGUACACAUCGCAAAUGCCACUGGCUCGACCUGAUCAGUUGACAGUAGAAAAGACUCCGGCGUACUUCAGCUCUAUUGACGCUCCAGAGCGAAUCCUUCACAUGAACCCUUCCGUCCGGCUCUUGCUGAUUGUCCGAGAUCCUGUGGAUCGCGUUCUAUCGGACUAUACACAAGUUUUUCACAAUCAGCUUCAAAAACACAAAAUUCCACAGCCCAUCGAGGACCUGCUGCUCCGAGACGGCGAGCUUAACCUCAACUAUAAAGCUGUGAACCGAAGUGUGUAUCACCCACAUAUGCAGCAAUGGCUACAGGUUUUCCCACGUGACAGCUUUCAUAUAGUGGACGGCGACAUGCUAAUCAGAGACCCAUUAUCAGAAAUGAAAAAAGUCGAACAUUUUUUGCACCUCAAGCCACAGAUAACCGAAGAAAAUUUUUAUUUUAAUCGGACAAAAGGCUUUUACUGUUUGAAGGAACAAGGCCGCGAACGCUGCCUACAUGAAUCGAAGGGACGAACACAUCCAAAUGUAGCCCCAGAAAUCCUGCAGAAAUUAUGCAAAUACUUUCAGGAACCAAACAGGAAGUUCUUUGAACUAGUAGGUAGAACGUUUGAUUGGAAGUGAGAAUGGUUAGAUGGAAAAGAAAUGAAAUGCCAUGGAAAUACAAUCAUGCACAAAAACUCAACUGUUUAAGGUUGUGUAAAGAUCAUGAGAAUGGAUGAGGUGAAAUUUUACAAAGAUUUGUACAAAGCUUGUUUGUGUGCAAAUGCCAUAUACUUGGGAAGAACAUUUGUGAAAUGCUGUGAGAACUAUGCUAACAGUUUCACCAACAAACCGGUGGUUGCAACUGCAAAGCAGAUUGUGAGAAUGGACAGAAAACAGGGAAAUACUGGGAAGAAAGUUUGACUCAAAGUGAGAAGGCAGUUGAAAUCCUGUGAAAUCCAUGCUAGUGCUUUUUACUAAUCAAAAAGAAAUUGUUUGUCAUCAUAACAAAGGAUUAUGCAAAAUCCUGCAAAGAGCUCUGCGGACUCGUUACAUUCCUCUAACAGUUACUGAAGAAAGUUGGAGAAUUUCAGCAAAUAAAAACAGCAAAAUAGUACUGUGAAAAACUCCUUUCAUAAAUAAGUUUUGCCAGAGCAUGACAGUAGUCGAAAAGAUGAGAUGAACAUUAUAUAUUUAAUCUUAGCUUAAUAAUAUAAUACAACAUAAUUCAUUACCACAAAGGCCCAUUUGCCUUGAUAUAAAAUGACCUGACUGAAUGAUAACCUCUACACACCCAAACACACACACACACACACACACACACCUGGCUAAACUGGAAUUAAAAACAGGCGGCUAUUUAAACUUGAGAGGAAAUAAAUUCAGCUGAAACUGGGUCAUGAAAACAGAAGGAAAACAAAAUGCAAGCACUUCAGUGUUGUAUGAAACAUGCUGAAAACUUAACGCACGUUGUUUUAAAACUUAUUCUCAUUAUGAUGUAUUAUAUUGAUUUAUUUUUUUUUUUUUUAGGAUAAAUGUAUUAGGACUCUGUUAAGUGUGCCAUUCCAAUGGCGUCAUCAGCUGUAUGCGUUUGCACCAUGUCAAAAUUACAGUGGUUAAGAAAACAAUGCAACACAAAAAUGUAUACAUUAACAAUGUUGUUGUUGUUAUUUUUUAAUAAUGCCAGAAUAUUACCUCAUGACACUGUACUUUUGUGUAUUUUUCCAAGGUAUUAAGGAACAAAAACUGCAAACAUUUACAAACAUGGACAACAACAAGUGAGUAGCCAACUACAGAAUAAUAAUAAUAAUAAUAAUAAUAAUAAUAAUAAUAAUAAUAAUAAUAAUAAUAAUGAUAUUUAAUAAUAAUAAUAAUAAUAAUAAUAAUAAUGACAUUUACUGAUAUGUAUUAACCACAGAAGCAGCUGCAUUUUUUUUCAGUAAUGUUUGAUUAUAACGUGAUUUCACAAUUAGAAAAUUCUCAGCUUAUAAAUCUGACAUGAUGACAUGAAGGCACUGGUUACAUAAUGAUAUGCUCAUAAUGACUUAAUCAGCUCUUAGGUGGAAUUCCUUCAUGUUUUUUAAUGGAAAAGUUUCUCAAAUAUUGAAUAUAAUGGUAUCAAGUUUAAAUACAAAUCCACAGUGCACCUCUCCUUGAAAUUAUCUACACAAAGUGUGAACAUUAAGUGGUUUCUUCUAUGCUCAACACAAAUAAUGAGGCAGCGAUUACAGAAAUAUAAAGACAUAUUGGCUAAUCUCUAACUGAAGCAGAACUCUGUAAACUGUCCAUGUUCUGAUAUACUCACUGUAAAAAGCAAGUUAAUGCACAAACUAGCAUUAUAGAAAACAGGCUAAUACACAUACUAGCAUUAUAGAAAACAGGCUAAUACACAUACUAGCAUUAUAGAAAACAGGCUAAUGCACAAACUAGCAUUAUAUUAAACACGAUAAAGCAAACUAGCAUUAUAGAACACAGGAUAAUGCACAAGCUAGCAUUAUUACAGUAAAAAGGCUAAUGCACAAACUUGCAUUAUAGUAAACAGGCUAAAACACAAAUUAGCAUUAUAAUAAACAGGAUAAAACACAAACUAGCAUUAUAGUAAACAGGAUAAUGCACAACCUAGCAUUAUAGAAAAAAGGUUAAUGCACAAACUAGCAUUAUAGUAAACACGAUAAAACAAACUAGCAUUAUAGUAAACAGUAUAAAACACAAAUUAGCAUUAUAGUAAACAGGCUA